This is a messenger RNA of Hibiscus syriacus, 646 nucleotides long. Its product is annotated as elongin-C-like. Lineage: Eukaryota; Viridiplantae; Streptophyta; Magnoliopsida; Malvales; Malvaceae. The transcript has 4 exons. The record is from RefSeq and is a predicted model, not a curated record. Gene Ontology annotation, biological process: ubiquitin-dependent protein catabolic process. The coding region runs from base 144 to 440 and encodes 98 amino acids. Gene Ontology annotation, molecular function: protein-macromolecule adaptor activity. Gene Ontology annotation, cellular component: elongin complex.
UUAAAUCCUUUUAAUACCGAUUUGGAAGUUUCUAUUUCCGUUUAAAGUCAUCAUCGGCCCGAAGAAUCAACAGCCCAAAAUCUGAUUGUCUCCGGAAAGCCACUGACCAACCGACGAAACUCUCUUGCGAUCUAAAAGAAAAGAUGAAGAAAGUGGACACAGUGAAACUCAUCAGCGCUGAAGGGAUGGAAUUUGUCAUCGACAAGGAAGCUGCCAUGGUUUCUCAAACCAUCCGUAACAUGCUUACUUCUCCAGGUGGUUUUGCGGAGGCGGAGCAUGGGGAAGUGACUUUUCCGGAGAUAAGUGCUGUGAUUCUUGAGAAGAUUUGCCAAUAUUUUUAUUGGUCUCUUCAAUAUUCCAGGGGUAAAGAGACUGAGUUCCACAUUGAACCGGAACUGACGCUGGAGCUGAUGAUGGCUGCUAAUUAUCUCCAUACUUAGCAUUUUUUUUUUACUAUUAGAUUGGUAUUCUUGCCCGAGAGGAGUAUCUAUGUUGUGCGCAUUUGAGCUCUCUGCUGCAUUGCAUAGUGGUAUUAUCUACAACUAUCUUGUGUGAUUGUUUUGACUUAGAACGUAGACUUCUGUAUGUAAAUGACUGUAGUGAACGAAAGAUGUGUGACUGAUUCUAUAAUCAGACACAAUUUUAG